UCCAUUAUCAUUUAAAUUCGAGCCAUACUCCGCCCCCUUCACUCUCUCAGUUCCGACACUUCUACCGAACAAUCCUAAAUGCCUACCCUCUUCGCCGGUGUAUCCCGGCGCCGGCGAAUCCUCCCUGCUGCGAUCACUCUCCUUGUAGCAUUCAACCCCGUCAUCGCCUUCCAGUACAAAGUCGGCGAUCUCGAUUCAUGGGGCAUUCCCCCUCCUUCCCUCCCUAACCUCUACGCCCACUGGGUUCUCAACCACCAUUUUCACAUGGGCGAUUCUCUCCUCUUCCUCUACCCGCCGAGUCAGGACAACGUGGUUCAGGUCACGGAAAGGGCUUUCAAUGCCUGCAAUGUGACGGAUCCGAUCUUGAAAAUGGAGGAUGGAAACUCGAUUUUUAAUCUCAGCACUCCGGGAACGUUCUACUUCACGAGCGGCGUUUCGGGGCAUUGUGAUAAGCGGCAGAAACUACAGAUCGCUGUUCCGGAUGCGAAUGGAACAUACUUCCAGCCGACGAAUGGGCCGGCGGCAGAGGCUGAAGGACCGGCGGCGUUCCCGUUGGUGUUUGGACCGACGCCGGGUGGGAGUUCUGCUGCGCCGGAGCGUUUGUCGGUCUCUCUCGCCGGCAGGUUUGCUGUGGCCAUUGCUACUUUCUGCUGCUUAUUUCGAAUGGUGUGAUUGGGAUGGUAUGUGGAUCUGUAUCGAUUCGGUAUAUUUCUGGGUUUUCUUUA
This is a messenger RNA of Phalaenopsis equestris, 725 nucleotides long. Its product is annotated as early nodulin-like protein 1. Gene Ontology annotation, cellular component: plasma membrane. Bases 79 to 672 code for a protein of 197 amino acids. Gene Ontology annotation, molecular function: electron transfer activity. Lineage: Eukaryota; Viridiplantae; Streptophyta; Magnoliopsida; Asparagales; Orchidaceae. The transcript has 2 exons. The record is from RefSeq and is a predicted model, not a curated record.